CCGGCAGCUGCCUCGGGCCUGGGCCGCUGUGGUCAAGGCCUGGAGCUGGCGGAGCUGACCUGCGGGGCAACGCACGGAGCCCAAGGCGCUGAGCCCGGGAACCUCAAGCACACACUCAAUUCCCAGAAAAGGAACUAGUGUUCAGAAGCCAAAAAGGGGGAAGUGUUUUGUUUUCAGAAGGUCAAGGGCCCUGGAAGACGAGCUUGCGGGCUGAGCGUCUCACGCCUUUCUGGGGAGUGAUCAGGCUUGAACCAUCUGUCACAUUCCCGACUUCGUGAGUUCACAGCACCAAGGGGCGGGGAAAAGAACUUCCGUUUCUCUCCCACAAUGUGGAGACGCCAAUGAACUUUAAGCUGUAUUUCCUCAUCCGUCAGCCGAGCGGAGCCGGCGGACGCGGCAGGGCCCCCGAGCCUCCCCGGGCCAUGGCCGGCAACGUGAAGAAGAGCUCCGGGGCCGGGGGCGGCGGCGGCUCCGGGGGCUCGGGCGGCCUCAUCGGGCUCAUGAAGGACGCCUUCCAGCCGCACCACCACCACCACCACCUCAGCCCCCACCCGCCCGGCACCGUGGACAAGAAGAUGGUGGAGAAGUGCUGGAAGCUCAUGGACAAGGUGGUGCGGUUGUGUCAGAACCCAAAGCUGGCGCUAAAGAAUAGCCCACCUUAUAUCUUAGACCUGCUGCCAGAUACCUACCAGCAUCUCCGCACUAUCUUGUCAAGAUAUGAGGGGAAGAUGGAGACACUUGGAGAAAAUGAGUAUUUUAGGGUGUUCAUGGAGAAUUUGAUGAAGAAAACUAAGCAGACCAUAAGCCUCUUCAAGGAGGGGAAAGAAAGAAUGUAUGAGGAGAAUUCUCAGCCUAGGCGAAACCUAACCAAAUUGUCCCUGAUCUUCAGCCACAUGCUGGCAGAACUAAAAGGAAUCUUUCCAAGUGGACUCUUUCAAGGAGACACAUUUCGGAUUACUAAAGCAGAUGCUGCAGAAUUUUGGAGGAAAGCUUUUGGGGAAAAGACAAUCGUCCCUUGGAAGAGUUUCCGCCAGGCCCUUCAUGAAGUGCAUCCCAUCAGUUCUGGGCUCGAGGCCAUGGCUCUGAAAUCCACUAUUGAUCUGACCUGCAAUGAUUAUAUUUCUGUUUUUGAAUUUGACAUCUUCACACGACUCUUUCAGCCCUGGUCCUCUUUGCUCAGGAACUGGAACAGUCUUGCUGUAACUCAUCCUGGUUACAUGGCUUUCCUGACGUAUGAUGAAGUGAAAGCUCGGCUCCAGAAGUUCAUUCACAAACCUGGCAGUUACAUUUUCCGGUUGAGCUGUACUCGUUUGGGACAGUGGGCUAUUGGGUAUGUCACUGCUGAUGGGAACAUCCUCCAGACGAUCCCUCACAAUAAACCUCUCUUCCAAGCCCUGAUUGACGGCUUCAGGGAAGGCUUCUAUUUGUUUCCAGAUGGACGGAAUCAGAAUCCUGACCUGACAGGCCUAUGUGAACCAACUCCCCAAGACCACAUCAAAGUGACCCAGGAACAAUAUGAAUUAUACUGUGAGAUGGGCUCCACCUUCCAACUGUGUAAAAUAUGUGCUGAGAACGAUAAGGAUGUGAAAAUUGAGCCCUGUGGACACCUCAUGUGCACAUCCUGUCUUACAUCCUGGCAGGAAUCAGAAGGCCAAGGCUGCCCUUUCUGCCGAUGUGAAAUUAAAGGUACUGAGCCCAUUGUGGUAGAUCCGUUUGACCCUCGAGGAAGUGGCAGCCUACUGAGGCAAGGAGCUGAGGGAGCUCCCUCCCCAAAUUAUGAAGAUGAUGACGAUGAACGAGCUGAUGAUUCUCUCUUUAUGAUGAAGGAACUGGCUGGUGCCAAGGUGGAACGGCCUCCUUCUCCGUUCUCGAUGGCCCCACAGGCUCCCCUGCCCCCAGUACCACCACGUCUUGACCUCCUACAACAGCGAGUGUCUGUUCCUUCUAGUGCUUCUGGUCUUGGAACUGCUUCUAAGGUAGCUUCUGGCUCCCUUCAUAAGGACAAACCAUUACCAAUACCCCCCACACUUCGAGAUCUUCCACCACCACCCCCUCCAGACCGACCAUAUUCUGUUGGAACAGACACCCGGCCUCAGAGACGUCCCUUGCCUUGUACACCGGGCGACUGUCCAUCCAGGGACAAACUGCCACCUGUUCCCUCUAGCCGUCUCGGGGAAUCAUGGCUGCCUCGGCCAAUCCCCAAAGUACCAGUGGUUGCUCCAAACUCGAGUGACCCCUGGACCUCUGGUAGAGAAUUAACCAACAGGCACUCACUUCCAUUUUCAUUGCCCUCACAAAUGGAACCCAGAACAGAUGUGCCUAGGCUUGGAGGCACAUUCAAUGUGGAUACUUCCAUGAAUGUGAAUAACAGCCCACUAGCAAGUUCUGAGUGUGAGCACCCCAAAAUCAAACCUUCCGCAUCUGCCAAUGCCAUUUAUUCUCUGGCUGCCAGGCCUCUUCCUGUGCCAAAGCUGCCCCCUGGGGAGCAGUGUGAAGGUGAGGAGGACACAGAGUAUAUGACCCCCUCCUCUAGACCUCUAGGGCUUCCAAAGCCAGAUGGGAAACGGCCUUUGGAGACAACCCAGAGUUCACGAGCAUGUGAUUGUGACCAGCAGAUCGAUAGCUGCACAUAUGAAGCAAUGUAUAAUAUUCAGUCCCAAGCGACACCAUCUGUCACAGAGAGCAGCACCUUUGGUGAAGGGAGUCUGGCUGCAGCCCACAUCAGCACCGGCCCCGAGGAAUCAGAAAAUGAGGAGGACGGGUAUGAUGUCCCUAAGCCGCCCAUGCCAGCAGUGCUGGCCCGCCGGACUCUCUCAGACAUCUCCAAUGCCAGUUCCUCCUUUGGCUGGUUGUCUCUGGAAGGCGAUCCCACCACAAACUUCACUGAGGGUUCCCAAGUUCCUGAAAGGCCUCCCAAACCGUUCCCUCGGAGAAUCAACUCUGAACGAAAAGCAGGCAGCUGUCAGCAGGGUGGUGCCGCUGCUGCCUCACCACAGCUCUCCAGUGAGAUUGAGAACCUCCUGAGCCAGGGAUACUCCUACCAGGACAUUCAGAAAGCUCUGGUCAUUGCCCACAACAACAUUGAAAUGGCCAAGAACAUCCUCCGGGAAUUUGUUUCUAUCUCUUCUCCCGCCCACGUAGCCACCUAGCACACCUCUCCCUGCUGCGGCAUCAGAGGACCAGUGAGCCGGGCACUCUUCCCUGGGGGACGACUCAAAGGGGAGAGGUUCCUUUGGAGACUUCACAGUGAAGUCUUGCCCUCUCUGUGAGGAUUCCACUUCUGUGGUUCCCAGAUUUCAAAGCAGUGGAAUGAACAUGGAGCAGCUAGUGUGUUUUAUUAUUUUAUUUGUUUUGAUAGUGGAUUUGAAGGUGUCCUUCAGUCCCCACUUAGAGUGUGGAUUUUUAUUAAAUGGUAGCUACCUGGGGAACAGUCUAGAAAGCAGUGGGAGAAGUAUUGUGCUGUAAAUCCUCACUGGGGACUUGAGACUUCUUCCUUGGGUUAAGGAUGUGGUUGUGUGUGUGUGUGUGUGUGUGUCUGUCUGUGGUGGCGUGUUUCCUGUGAUUAUAAGAUGAACCUGCUGUGUGUGUUAAUCCCGGGCAGGGAAUUAGCACAAGAGGUGUAGGAAGGAAUUGUCUAAAAACUUCCAUCUACUGUGGUAUGAUACUCAACCCCGGCGUGUAGUACAACUUCAACACUCCCCUACAGCUUGGAUUACCAUGUGCAUAGCUCGAGUCUUGUAUUUUUAGAACACCCUCCCUGUGUCCUGUCCCCUGCCGCCUCCUCAGUGUCUAUCAUUGGCAGUGGGCUUGCUCUGACCAGGCUUACUGAGGCCAAGUGGCUUAUAGGAUGUUCUUUAUUAUGUGUGAUGGUGUUGGUUUGUUUGGUAGAUAGGUCGGGGAAAAAGAAAAGUACUGUUGCUGUAUCAUUGUAGUCAUGUUUGAUCCUAGCAGCUAACACUGGUCACUCCAAAGCACUGUUUCUAUAGGAACAUUGAAUCUGUUAAAAUAAGAUGUUUUAAUUAUCCUAAUUGCAUAAUGACUGGUUUGAGAUAGAGGCCUUCAAAUACAUUCCAUGCUCUCCCCAGAAGAUAGUCUGUGGGAGUCCGUUGCCUUGGUGCCAGGUAUGUGUUCUAAUGUAGGUCAUGAGUUUUUCUACUACUUAAUGGGAAGGGAAGAACAUUUUCUCCAGCAUGGCUUUCUGGCCUGAAUACCACAAAACUUUAGGAAGCUUCAUUGACAUACUCUUUACCUUGUUUUUGCAGAAGAUGCACGAAAUAGCCAGUCAGGAUCUGUUUGGUUUUUCUUCCCGGUGAGUUAAUUCCAGCUUGUCUGGGUGUCUCCCUUUGAACAAGAGCCAGGUUAUAGUUUCAGAAGAGGUUUUUUUUUCUUUGCCCUUGAAGAACAAGGAGGAUACCACCCAUGGUAGCACAAGCAUUUGGCUGAUAAUUAGCACUGUCCUGCAUUGAUGCCACCCAACGACUUGGGUUUCGCCUGUGCCUGUGGCUUGGAGCAUCUCCUCCCUCUCCCUUUCACCGUUGUGCUCUCUACUCUUCCCUAACCGCAUUCUCCACAGUAAUUAGACAUCAUGGUGUGUGACAAAUGACUUGACUGUCAUCAGACAGGAUGCAAAAAGCCUAGCUGUGUGCGUGGUUGCAGGUUGGUAAGGUCUGGUGUAGGGCACCCAUGAGUCGGUUCCUAUAGAUGCUGCAAAGUGACCCCUCGUCAGCACGCUGUCUGGUCUUUGCUCACUUUCCUUGCAGGCCGUACCCUCCCGCUUGUCAGAAACAAGCUUACACUUUGAUAAAUCUCCCCUCAAAAUCUAAACCAUGCUUUUGUCUUUUUUUUUAAUUUAUUUUUAUUUUUUGCUUUUGUUUUUAGAUGCAGACAGAAACAAAUCUCUUUAGGUCCGUGUUCUUUCCCAUCUUUUUCAUCUGUGGAACUAAAACUUUUUCUGACUCUUCUCUUGGCUUUUAGCUGUUCCUGGACCUUUUGGCUUUAUGCCUCAGAGCCAUUUACCUUCCCAAGGUAGAUGACACAGGAUUGCUUGUUGAUUUGCCACGGUUCCCCCAGGGUCUGCUCUACCUGGUGGCGAACAGCACAGCUCACCAUCAGGUGCAAGAGGUCCUGCCUGGGUGCCGCUGGAAGCUGGGAUGGUGGCAGUGAAUGGGAAGCAGUAACCUAGCAUCUCCUUCUAAAAGCCAGUAUGGAUAGUGUUGCAUUUGUGUUAACAUUCAUUUUGUGUUUUGUUUAGAUGCUGAAGACCCAGACAAAGAACUAGAUAAAAUGGCAGCAUUUUCCACGCCUUGUCCACACUGAAAAUUUUCCUUGUCUGGAGACAUUGUCCAUAGCCUGAAGAUAUGUCAAGAGAACAGAGCACCUGUUCUGCCUCUCUCUCACCUAUUCAGUGUAUCCCAAGUCUUCUUUGGAAAUUCUGUCCUUACUUACACAGGCUAAGGGCAAGUUCAUCCCUUUUUUCCUAAUGGAGUACCCAUGUGGCUCCUGGGGCAUCCCAGCGUUGGCCGCACACAUCAGUGACUGCCUUGGUCAUUGGCCUGUCAGCUGCGUGUCUAUGGGCUUUCCAGGUGUCAGACCAUUCUGUGAGGUUUGCCCCUGUUGGGUGCUUAAAGCUCGUUCCAGGCCUCAGACUGCCAGCAGAGUAGCUUCAGGGAGGCUUUCCACAUGGGCAUUUGUUUUGAGGGUACUUCCAAAACCUUAAUUGCUUAAAUUUUCCUUGAACUGGGGCACAAAUAACUCCUUCCCCUCCAUAUAGUUGUAUGGUAGUUUUUCCUUCCUAGGCUCUGCUCUGAAUUUAGUAUGGCUCUUUCAGAAGUGGGCUCUGAGCCUUGCAAUUCUAGGGAAACACUGCUCCUCUCUCUUCUUCCAAAUCACAAGUGGUUCCUUCUCUGAUAACUUCCCAGGUGGAUAAGAUAAAAGCCACUUUGACAUUUUCUUGAAUGCGUUAGGCAUUCAAUCUUCAAUCCUGUCUCCUGCUUUCCCUCUGUCUGGCUUGCUCUGUGCAGCCUGCCUCAUCGUCUCGGUGGCUGCCUUGCAGUAGGGAGUCCACUGCCUCAGCCAUGCUCCUCCCACUCAAGUCAGGGGUUCUCAAAGUGGAAAAACCUGCGGGCUCUGUGAUAUACCUCCCUUGAAGAAAUGAAGAGAUGGGGCAGUUUCUCAUCUCAGCGUUUACCUGUUACUGUUUAUGUAAAUAGCAAUGUGUACCUGUGGAUGGCCAUGGUCUUCCCCUGGCCCCAGCCCUACACACUUUACUCUUCUGUUCUCUUACCCACACACACCAGGGCCCAGGAUGGGGGAGAGUACUGUUAGUAUCAGUUAGCUGUCUUGUGGAUUAAAAUGGGGGGGUGGGGAGGGUGGUCACUGUUCUUCAUACUUCAAGUAUUUAUUUCCUCUGUAGAAAAGUAAACUGUAAUUCAUGGUCCAAACAGCAAAUGUACAAAUGAUAAUUUCUGUAAAUUUGCUAGCAUAGUAGGGACCAAGCUCUGUAUUCUCUUUCAGGCACCCUUAACAAGGUCGACACCUGUCUGUGGAUGGUUGGUGCAGGUGUCGACGCAGAAUAUUCUCCUACCUCACGUCAGACAGUCAGGGUUAUAAGCCUUCUUCCUAAGCUGCAGCUUCCCCUUUCUGCCAUUGCCUUUCUACCUUUGAUGACCGCUGCCCAGGGGAGAAUGGUUUUCUGACUAUUGGCCUGACUGUGUACCAAUUAGCUUGCUCAUUCAGCAAUUGUUGAUGAGUUGUUCCCAUGUGCCGUAAGUGCCAGCCCCAAGUUCUUCCCUACCACCACAUGGUGCUGGUAGAUUGCACUUGGGCCGCCUGGCACUUGCAUUUGGCCCUAAAAUUGCCCUUCCCAAAAAGAUUGCUCAGUGUGUAUUCCUUAUAGAGCUGUCCUGGGUAAAAUCCCUGCAGGGCUUUUCCGUUAACUCCUGUUGUCUUCCUAGAGCUUUGAUGAUGUCUGGGAGAUUGCGCAUGUCAGUCUCGUGGGUACCCUGCCAUCUUGGAUGCAUCUCAGUGGAAUCUGGGGGGUGGGUUGAGGCUCAUGUUGGCUCAGAGUUGCAUAGUGGGGCAGUUAAAUGUUUAAGCAGAGCAUUUGCCCACAGUCCCCUCUCCAGUCCAGUGCCUUCCUUGAUCUUUUUACUGAGCUUCUUGAGUCCUUACUCCCCCUUGUUGUGAAGUUUCCUUGUCACCUUCCUCGGACCUGUCACUAUCUCCCAUUCUCUUUGGGACUUGUUUUCCAAGUCUUUCAACAAUCUUUGCAGCUACUCCCGUGCCCUAGAAGGGCUGAAGGUGUGGGGGACGGAUGGAUACCUAUUGUUGGGUCCUGGUCUUUAACAGAUUUCUAUGGUCUCCCAAGAGCUGGGCACUAAAAUAGAUGGACCUUCAUCACUUCUCAGAAAUGCCAGCCUUUCCCUCCCUGGGCAGGGAGCUUAGGAUGACCCUAGGACUUUGCAUCAGGGAGCACAUGUUACUGUUCUCCUGCUAGACUUGCAGACUUUAGAAAUUCAAUCUGAAGUAUUCUAAGUCAUCGUGGAGUGGUACCAGCACCACUUUGACUUCAGCCUGUGUUCACAGUCUUUCUUUAGAUACUCCUCAAGCCAUUGAAUACAUGGAGGAGGGUGCACAGUGGAAAGAGGUUACAGUUUUUUAUCUUUGACUGUCUUGUUUAGGAAUCCUUUAGGUGCAAGAAAUAGGCGUUCAGGCUAAAGAAAGGAGGAAACCAUGAGGAUGCAGGUAUUUUACAGAUUCCAGUUAUAGGAAGUAACAGUGGAUUCUCACAUGGAGCUGGGACUGUCAAAAUUUGCACCAGUCCUUUCUCCCUCUUGUCAUAUACAGCCCCAGACUAGACACCCCAGUCCAUAGGUCCACAUUACCUCCCGGCUCUUGGGAUCAUCCUACACAGAUUCCCCGUACCUCUUAGUCAUAUUCUCAAGAAAAUACAUGCUCAGCCCAGCACCUUGCUCGGGUGUCUGCCCCUGAUUGGUCAGCCUGGGCACAGGGGUGGCAGUGGUGUGCUCCCUCUGGCGGGGGGUGGAGGAGGGCUCUCAGAGAAGAGGCUUUUUAGAUGGGACAGAUACCCUACAAGUAUUUUAGGAGCAAAACUGUAGUACUGGCCCCCCUCCCCCCCCCUUUUUUUUUUUUUGAGAAUGGAAAGGCAGGCAUGGGACUAUAUCUGGGAUAUUGAAGAAAUUGUUAGGUUUCACCUAAUUCGGGUUUCUGUCAUCUUUGUUUUAUUUCCUGUUUUAAUUCCCUUUAUCGGUCUUGGCAUCCAAGAUUUCUUCCCUCCCUCUUCAGGACCAGUUUCUCCUGUUGUGGAGCUAGUCUAUUCUUAGGUGACAUUUCUUCGCCUUCAUUCAAUCUCAGGUUUUUAGCCUCCUUUCAUAUUACUUGGAGAGCAGGUCCCAGAUUCCACCGCCCAUGGACUUCUGGGCUCUCUUCAGGUUUUAGCGCUGAAAAUAUAUUCAUUCUGGGGGCGCAUGGCCCAUGGCCCUCCCUGCCCUCCUCACCCUUCCUGGUCUUUGCUGCGUGAGGAGAGCUCUGCGGUAAUAUUCCUAGGCUGGCCUUCCGAGGUCCCUCAGAAACUACUUCCCUGUAGCCAGCAGGAAUAUAGAAUAGUUGGGACAGUUGCCAGGAUAUAAAUUAGAUGUGGACUCCAGUUUAAAGGAGAGUUUUGACUGAGAGCCCUUUAGACCGGAAACCCUGGUCUUGCCUGUCCCCUUGCUUUUUUAAUAGUCCUGUAUCAAAGCCUGUGUGUUUUUGAUUUUUUAAAAACUGCUUCUGCCUGCCUAAGUGUUUUGAUCUUACUUACCUCAUCCUAGGGUCUGUCCCAUGUUAUUAAGGCAUUUCAUAAUCACUUGUAACUUUUUUAAGCUCUUGGAGUCGUUUGGAAUACACAGAAGGAACCUAGUAAUCCAAAGAUACACAUUUUGAGGCACAGGAGGAAGGGUGGGUUGUUAGCCUUUGCAUUUGAUAUUCUGGACUCGGCUCCAGAAUUAAGGAGCAGAGGGACAGCAGCAGCACUGUGUGCCUCUGUGUCCUAGGAGAUCUGGGUUGGUUUCAAAGGGGGAGGGGGGCGGGUAAGUGUUUUUUUGGCUCUAAAAGGUAGCACCAGAGUAUGAGGUGGGGGACAUAGGGAUGGGGCCGUGUGGAGGCUCAUUUGCAUUGAGAUGGGAAAGUCAAAGAGCCCUUCUGAAGGGCCAGCUGUUCACCAGGAGUAACAGCUGUCUGGAGAUCUCCCUGCCCCUUCCCUUGUGUAGUGCUUGAGAAAAAUGUGGUGGACCACUCCCUCAUUUUGUACAGAGCAAAGGCUGAAAGCCAGCCUCAGCCCUUCUCCUGAUUAGGCAGCCAGACAGAUCAGCAGAGCUGUGCUUACCCGGCUCCGUAUUCCCGACUGCUUCCUAAAAUGAACAUGAGAGGCACCUCUGGAUUGCCUCUCACAAAUUCUCCUUCCGCCCCUGAACCACACUGGGAGUCCAGAGAGUGGGGUGGCUCAGGAGUUGCACGUGGCAAGUGACUUGCAACUCCUCAGGCCUUGCCCCGCUUCCCGCUCAGCAGGGGGGGGCAGGUACUGGGUGCGGGCCAGACUGUGUGCUCAAAGUUAGUGCUCUUCUGUACAUGCGUGUCACUGUGCCCCGUGUGUCCAUUCCCUCCUCCCUACCUACCUCUGACCCUGUUAGGGGUGAGGGUAGCCAUGCUCGUGGCUUCUGGAAACUGAAGAGGCAGAGAACUACUUAUGAGUCUGUAGACCACGUGUUUUCUCUUCCUUGGCUUCCUCCUCCUGCUGUCUGGGUGAGCCUGUAGGCACAGUGCCCAUGAGAGUGGAUGCCUCCUGACCUACCCGUCUCAGUGUCUUGGCCUUGACCUCCUGCUGAAACAUGUGGUAGGGGCAUGGCAGCUAUUAGGUACCUCCUACAUUUGCUUUCUGGCUGUGGUGACUUGGGAUUUUUAACCUUAUAUAUCUUUUUCCUUUAUUCAAAACAGAACAAUUUUUAGCACACUGAAAAAAAAAAAAAAGCCAAACAUUUUGUGCCUUUCUAAGGCAGCACUGUAUCCCAGGCUGCAUUUUAGGACUUAA
Molecule: messenger RNA, 10084 nt
Organism: Canis lupus familiaris (dog)
Lineage: Eukaryota; Metazoa; Chordata; Mammalia; Carnivora; Canidae
Gene: CBL
Product: Cbl proto-oncogene
Exons: 17
Coding region: 342-3149 (935 amino acids)
Biological process (GO): cell surface receptor signaling pathway; negative regulation of epidermal growth factor-activated receptor activity
Cellular component (GO): membrane raft; plasma membrane
Molecular function (GO): receptor tyrosine kinase binding; SH3 domain binding; ubiquitin protein ligase activity
Source: RefSeq, a predicted model, not a curated record